Molecule: messenger RNA, 558 nt
Organism: Amoebophrya sp. A25
Lineage: Eukaryota; Dinophyceae; Syndiniales; Amoebophryaceae
Source: the annotation of a GenBank genome assembly
UAUCAAUUAUGAGCAUAUUGUUCUCCCAAUGAGAUGGUCUGAGAAAAAAUUGAUGGCUUUGAGCGGCAAUGAAAUGACGUAGAAUAACAUGGACUUGCUUACACGACUCGAGAGCCAACUCUUGGCACAGCUGCAGGACUUGCCUGCAAGCCACCCUUUCCGACAGCUCGGGCGUCAGCCAAUCUACGCGAAUGAGCUGCAAAGAGGCCUCACUGAAGCCGGCCUGGCACCGUUGGACGCAAGUGUGCUUUCCCCGUUGCUGAGACGUCUUCCUCCGCGUGGGCUAGAUACGUGUCUCGAUGUUUCGCGCUUCAUGUCGGAAAAUGCAGCCAUAGUGGACGCAGGAAAAGACGAAGGUACGCAAAUUUAUACGUGGUUCACUUUAAAUCCUGAUUUUGUCACAUGCGUCGCUUCAUCGAUCUGAUCUGGAGACGCGCCUUUUUCUCUUUCACCUAGGAUGAAUUCUUGUCAGUAAACUAUGUACUACAAAAGAAUUUGUACUAGGUAGUAUGAUCGGCUCUGAAAUCGUUCGAAAACUCGUUAUUUCACAGAGCCGAU